Aureobasidium melanogenum CBS 110374 is the source of this 858-nucleotide messenger RNA. RefSeq lists its product as uncharacterized. NCBI's taxonomy places the organism in Eukaryota, Fungi, Ascomycota, Dothideomycetes, Dothideales, Saccotheciaceae. Gene Ontology annotation, cellular component: Dsc E3 ubiquitin ligase complex; endoplasmic reticulum. The record is from RefSeq and is a predicted model, not a curated record. The transcript has a single exon. Gene Ontology annotation, biological process: protein processing. The coding region runs from base 1 to 858 and encodes 285 amino acids.
AUGAGUAGUUCAUCACACGAUCAGCCAGUUGAUCUGGUCAUUCGAUUUACCGCUGCCAUACCCGACGUCGUGAUCAGGAUACCUUCUGCGACAUCCACUACACCGCUGGGCCUGCGACAGCAAAUCAGAUCGCAAUUGCCUGCCUCGUACGCCGCGAAUCGCCUACGUCUCAUCUCUGCAGGCAAGGUCCUCCCCGAUGCGACAGCGCUUUCGAAAUGUAUCAAUAUUCCUCCACCACCGCCUCGCUCCAGGAAUGAUCUAGCUGAAACAAAGGACAAAACCAAGGGCAAAGCUCCCGCAGAGAGUAGUGUCUCUAGGGUCUACAUACACUGCUCGAUCGGCGAUGCUCUAACGCCAGGAGACAUUGCUUCAGAAGCAGAGGCUGCCGAAAAGGCCGACAAAGCACUCUUGACAGAUGCCAAAGUCGAACCUGCUUCCGCGCAAAGUUCAGAUGCUACAACCACCUCGUCCGCGCCUGCUCCACGGGGCUUUGAUCGCCUCCUCUCUGCCGGCUUCUCUCCUGGAGAUGUAGCCAACCUCCGUGCACAGUUCAUGGCCAUUCAAGCACAUACCCAUACUCCAGAUACGAUGCCGACAGGAGAUGAGCUUCGGUCGCUCGAAGAAAGAUGGCUUGAGAACGACCCUGCAAAUGCUGCGAAUGGUGGAGCAGCGGGUACAGAUGAAGAAGGUGGAUUAGAAGAUAUGCUUUGGGGUAACCUCAUGGGCUUCUUUUGGCCCAUUGCAGCUGCGUGUUGGUUGAUGCGUGAAGAAGGCAUAUGGACGAGACGUAUGCAGAUUUCCGUGCUUAGUGGACUGCUGGUCAAUCUCACAUUUGGCUUUUUAAGAAUAACGUCUUGA